AUGAAUUAUUAACAAAAUCAGUGUCAACAUAUAGAUCUAAUACCUUUUAAUAAUAAGUUCUUUUGCAAAUCAUGUGGAAUUCAUAUGCCAGAAGAUGGAAGCAUUGGAAUCAAAGCUCAGAAUUUUAGUUUUCCAGGUUAUUUAAAUCCAAUAUAAAAUCUAAAAAAAUAGUGGAAUAGAGCAGUUCCAAUAGGAUCAUUACCAACUGAAUAUUAAAAAGUAUUAAUCUCAUAAAUUUAAUAGCAAAGAUUAUCACUUAUUGAUUAUAUGAUAGAAUGGAGUGAAAAAUUAAAACUGUCAAUGAAUUCUUUAUUUUUGGCAGUAUAAUUUUUAGAUUAUUUUGUAUCAUAAAAGAAAGUAGAUCCUGUUUAAUAUAGAUUAUAUGGUGCUACAUGUCUUAUGUUAGCAGGUAUUUAUAAUUUUUAUAAUUAUAUAGCUAAAUCUAUAGAAUUAGAUGAAAGGAUUCCUUUUAUAAGUAAAUUAAGAAGAUAUACUUAUUUACCUUAUUCAACUAUAGAUUUCAGAAGAUGUGAAUGUUAAAUAAUUAAGUAAUUGAAUUGGAAUUUAUAAUGUACAACUUUAAUAGAUUGGGCUGAGGCAGUAAUCUCUUUAGGAAUAGUAUAUGAAUAGGAAGAAUUAUGUUAAUCAGAAAAUGUUCUAAAAGAGAAAAGUACUAACAUUCUUUAACAAUAAAAUAAUCAAUAAUAGAUUAAAUAGGAUGUUUUUAAGGAACAUUUAGAAAAUGUUUUCAAAUAGCCUUCUACAUGUCCUAAAUAGAUUAAUGAGAAAGUUUAAGAAUAAUUAAUCAAACUAUGUAUUUCAAUUCUUAAGGAUGGUUCAUAUUUAGAUAAAGAUCCAGCUGAAUUAACAGUUUCAGCUAUUGGAUGUGCACGUAAGGCUAGUGGAUUGAAAAAUUCUAUGUAUUAUUAUUACAUAUAAAUUAGACCAAAAUGUUUGUUUGAAUUGUUAGAAAAUGUAGAGCCUAAAUUUUUAGAAAAUUUAACUGAUCACUUUAUUAAAUAAGUAAAAUAACCAACAAGCGUCUUGGGUAGAGCAUUUACAACAGACUUAGAUUUUUUUAGUCUUUAAAAUUAUAAGCAUAGAAUAGCAUGA
Messenger RNA from Paramecium sonneborni, 1113 nucleotides. The record is from the annotation of a GenBank genome assembly. Lineage: Eukaryota; Ciliophora; Oligohymenophorea; Peniculida; Parameciidae.